GCCGGGAAAGUUAACAGAAAAAAAUAUUCAAAAUCGAGUCAACCGACUACGAGUGCUUGUUCUUCUUCACCUCUGAUUAGCAGGUCAUGAACUCCGUAAGACUCAUUACGAAGCACCACCCCAUCAUUUCUCUCAUAGAAUCAGACUCCACCUUCAAAGAGCUCAAGCAAAUCCACUCCCAACUGCUACUCAACGGUCUUCAUCACGACCCGCACCUCCUGGGCCAAUUUGUAGCCACCGUAGCUCUCAAAAACCCCAGCAAUCUUGAUUAUUCUCACCGAGUCCUCGACCAAUGCGGGAACCCUACCCUCUUUCCCUUAAACUCUAUGAUCAGAGCCUACUCCAAGAGCCCAACCCCUCAAAAGAGUUUUCACUUCUUCAACAGAAUUCUCCACUCCACUAACAAUAUCUCUCCUGAUAGCUACACCUUCAAUUUCUUGGUUCGUGCGUGUACGCAGCUCUUGGCUCGCGAGACCGGUCCGGCGGUGCAUGGUGCCCUUGUGAAACACGGGUUUGAGCACGACCCACAUAUUCAGAGUGGGUUGAUUUUCAUGUACGCUGAAUUGGAUUGCUUGAGUUCAUGCCACCGGGUGUUCGGGGAAAUUCGUGAGCCAGAUUUGGUGUGUCAAACUGCUAUGAUCAGCGCUUGUGCGAAACACGGUGACGUUGGUUUUGCAAGGGAGUUGUUUGAUAUAAUGACUGUGAGGGACCCCAUUGCGUGGAAUGCGAUGAUUGCAGGGUAUGCACAGUGUGGAAAGUCAAGGGAGGCACUAAAUUUAUUUAAUUUUAUGCAGAUGGAGGGUGUGAGGGUCGAUGAGGUGUCUAUGGUGUCGGUCUUAUCUGCAUGUACCCACUUGGGUGCAUUGGAUCAAGGGAGGUGGGCGCAUGCAUAUAUAGAGAGAAACAAGUUAAGGGUUACAGUGACGCUGGGAACAGCGCUGAUUGACAUGUACGCAAAAUGUGGAAACAUGAAUAAGGCGAUGGAAGUUUUCUUGAGAAUGAAAGAAAAGAAUGUGUAUACUUGGACUAGUGCCAUGGGUGGGCUAGCUAUGAAUGGAUUUGGUGAAAAGUGUCUUGAGCUUUUUUCCCUCAUGAAACAAGAUGAAGUUCUACCCAAUGCAAUCACGUUUGUCUCAGUUCUUAGAGGUUGUACUGUGGUUGGACUGGUUGAAGAAGGUCGUGAGCAUUUUGAAUCAAUGAGCAGAGUAUAUGGUAUUGAGCCUCAGCUUGAGCACUAUGGGUGUAUGGUGGAUUUAUAUGGUCGGGCUGGCCAGUUAGAUGAAGCCCUAAACUUCAUCAAUAGCAUGCCUGUGAAGCCUCAUUCUGGUGCUUGGGGAGCUUUUCUUAACGCUUGUAGAAUGUAUAAGAAUACGGAACUGGGUGAACUUGCCUCAAGAAAGUUGGUGGAGCUGGAGGCCAAGAAUCAUGGUGCUUUUGUAGCCUUGUCAAAUAUGUAUGCUGAAUCCAAGAAUUGGGAAAAGGUUAGUAGUGUGCGAGAUAUUAUGAAGGCUAAAGGUGUGAGAAAGCUCCCUGGUUGUAGUGUUAUAGAGGUAGAUGGUGAAGUUCAUGAGUUCUUUGUUGGGGAUAAGUCCCACCCUAGUUAUGAUGAAAUUGAGAUGAAGUUGGCAGAGAUCUCAAAGCGGCUAAAACUAUCAGGUUAUGUGGCUAACACGCACCCUGUGUUGUUUGACAUAGAAGAGGAAGAGAAAGAGGAUGCUUUGUGUAAACAUAGUGAGAAGGUAGCCAUUGCUUUUGGCUUGAUCGCUUUGAAGGAAGGUGUACCCAUUAGGAUCGUAAAGAACCUCAGGGUUUGUUGGGAUUGUCAUGAAGUAACAAAAAUGAUCUCUAAGACUUUUAAUCGAGAGAUUAUCAUGAGAGACAGGAAUAGGUUUCACCAUUUUAAAGAUGGUGACUGUUCUUGUAAGGGUUAUUGGUGAAAUAACUCGAUGUUUGCAGCUUUCCAUUAAUUUAUUCAAGGCGAGUUUAUUUAAUCUCUGACUGUGAUAUCAUUUGUA
Juglans regia (Persian walnut) is the source of this 2015-nucleotide messenger RNA. Its product is annotated as putative pentatricopeptide repeat-containing protein At5g40405. Gene Ontology annotation, biological process: RNA modification. Bases 87 to 1937 code for a protein of 616 amino acids. Gene Ontology annotation, molecular function: protein binding; zinc ion binding; RNA binding. The record is from RefSeq and is a predicted model, not a curated record. The transcript has a single exon. Lineage: Eukaryota; Viridiplantae; Streptophyta; Magnoliopsida; Fagales; Juglandaceae.